AAACUUAUAAUUUAAGCCUUAUAACAGUCAUUUCAAUUCUUCUUCAAUGGCUCCAAUCACUGUAGGAGCUGUAAUUCCAGAUGGCACCUUAGCCUAUCUGGACGAAGAAAACAAACCCCAAUCUGUUUCAAUUCAUUCCCUCUCCGCCGCCAAAAAAGUCAUCAUCUUUGGUGUUCCCGGUGCCUUCACCCGCACUUGCAGUUUGAAGCAUGUACCUGGCUUCAUUGAGAGAGCAGAAGAAUUGAAAGGAAAGGGUGUUGAUGAAAUCAUCUGCAUCAGUGAUCAAAUAGUUUAUAUCUUAAGAUUUGUAUUUCGCCAGUUGCCGUAGACUCUUUCAAUUGCUUUCUGUUUCGCCAACCAAGCCUUUCUGUACGAAGGUCUGUAUUUGAACACAGAAACGCAAUGAGAAAUAAUUGUCUUCACCUUCAGGGAUGGGUCAGUUUCGACCAGAGGAAUGAUGGUAUGGCAUAUCAUGUCAUGACUGAGUUUUCGAUGAUCUUGCGCCAUGUUAGUGGUGACGCAGGUGUGGGCUUGAGAUAUCGAACGUAUCACCCACGCGUUAAACUUCUUUCUGAAUGAUGCCUUCAGCAUGUAUCCACAUUCCGGGUUUUUGCAUGCAAUAGUGACUCUCUCUGGAUUUGAUCGAUCGGCUUUAAAAUCAACACAAUUUGCUAAGUGCCAAUUUGCUAAUAUUAUUUUUUUUCAAUAUUAUAUAAUCUUAAAAUUUAUUUUAUAAUAUAAAUAUAACAUUGUUUUACUAACCAACUUCACAACUAUAUUAACCACAAAAAUAUAAGUUAUUGAUUAAUUAUUUUACUUAUAAUUCAUUAACUACUUCCACUACUUCAUUGACCAAUAAAAUAUAUAUUAUUAACCAUGUUCAGAAACUAAAUUAUAAAUAAGUUAAUUAACAUUUAUAUUCCAAAAAUAAUUUUAACAAGAUAGAUAAAAAAAACAAUAUAAAAAAUUUAUUGAAAAAUUGUUGUUAAAAAAAAAACUAAAAAAAAAAACUAACAAAAAUUAUUAAAACAUUGUAGUUAUUAAAAAAAAAAAUACUGAAAAAAAUUAGGAGGACAAUAUGUUAAAGAAAAAAAAAUUACAAAAAAAAAAAGAAAAAAUAAAAUAAAGGGGGGGUGUUGUCGCCAGGGGGGGUGGCGACAACACCUAAAAUUAACACAUGGGCGCCAGGCCCACUGGCGACUGCAUUGCAGGCCCAGUGUUGUCGCCACCCCCCCCCUGGCGACAACGUGUGUUUUUAAAAAAAAAAAUGACAUUUGUGUAAUUUUUUUGAAAUCUUGGUUAUUUCUGAAUUUUUUUUUAAAAAAAUGGUUAUUCAAAAAAAAAAUUCUUUUAUUUAAUCAAAAUUCAUAUAUCUAGUUUAUAGAUAUAUCAAUUAUUUAUUAAAAUAAAAAUUAAUUUUAUUUAA
Messenger RNA from Vicia villosa (hairy vetch), 1426 nucleotides. RefSeq names its product peroxiredoxin-2B-like. The transcript is spliced from 3 exons. Gene Ontology annotation, cellular component: cytoplasm. The record is from RefSeq and is a predicted model, not a curated record. NCBI's taxonomy places the organism in Eukaryota, Viridiplantae, Streptophyta, Magnoliopsida, Fabales, Fabaceae. The coding region runs from base 47 to 328 and encodes 93 amino acids. Gene Ontology annotation, biological process: cell redox homeostasis; cellular response to oxidative stress; hydrogen peroxide catabolic process. Gene Ontology annotation, molecular function: thioredoxin peroxidase activity.